This is a messenger RNA of Zasmidium cellare ATCC 36951, 1845 nucleotides long. RefSeq names its product glycoside hydrolase family 47 protein. Gene Ontology annotation, cellular component: Golgi membrane; endoplasmic reticulum. Bases 1 to 1845 code for a protein of 614 amino acids. Gene Ontology annotation, molecular function: calcium ion binding; mannosyl-oligosaccharide 1,2-alpha-mannosidase activity. NCBI's taxonomy places the organism in Eukaryota, Fungi, Ascomycota, Dothideomycetes, Mycosphaerellales, Mycosphaerellaceae. Gene Ontology annotation, biological process: N-glycan processing; carbohydrate metabolic process. The record is from RefSeq and is a predicted model, not a curated record. The transcript has 2 exons.
AUGCAUUCAUUCAGUCGCCUCAUUACUUUCUUUCUCGCGGUCGUUACUUUCAUUAUCUUCACGACAACGCAGACUAGCUAUGGACGAGACGCGUUCUGGACUGGCUCCACCACGCGGCUCGAUGUCUCAAACAGCAGGACAAACCUAUCGCAAGAUCCGCUGAAGUUCGACUGGGAAAACAGGAAAGAGCAGUUUCCUGUCGCAAAGUACCAGCAUUUACCUGAACCCGCGCUAGAAGGCCUCCCAACCGUGCAGUAUGAUUUCUCGAUGCGCAUUGAGAAUGGCACAGAUAGAGCCACCCGGCGGCAGAGGAUGGCGCAGAUCAAGGCUGCCAUGAAGCGUGCGUGGGAUGCUUAUCGCCUUAAGGCAUGGCUGAACGAUGAGUUACGCCCGAUUUCUGGUGGCAACAAAACUACCUUUGGAGGGUGGGCGGCGACACUGGUCGAUAGUCUUGACACACUCUACAUCAUGGACAUGAAGCCCGAGUUCGACGAAGCGGUGGAUGCCGCUGUCAGCAUCGAUUUUUCGAAGACCAGCAUGCACUUGAUCAACGUGUUCGAAACCACCAUCAGAUACCUUGGAGGCUUUCUGUCCGCCUACGAUCUGUCAGGAGAUGAACGACUCCUAGCCAAGGCAUUGGAAGUCGCACAUCUGCUCUACGCAGCCUUCGACACUCCCAAUCGAUUGCCGAUUAUGCGCUGGAAUCUUCACUGGGCCACCAAGGACCAGGAACAAGGAGGCGCAGGUAGCCCCAUUCUGGCCGAGAUAGGUUCUCUAUCGCUCGAAUUCACACGCUUGUCUCAGAUCACGGGCGAUCCGAAAUGGUACGAUGCCAUCGAAAGGAUCAUGGCUCUUUUCGACGCACAGCAGCAUCUUUCCGAUCUACCGGGUAUGUGGCCACUCCAAGUCAACGCCGACCAGGCCGACUUCUUCACUGGCUCUACCUUCAGUCUAGCAGCGUGGUCCGACUCAAUGUACGAAUACUUGCCGAAGAUGCAUGCUCUGCUCGGUGGCUCUCCACAGUACUCGAAGAUGUACCAAUUCGCCAUGGAUACGGCGAUCAGACAUGUCCUCUACAAGCCCAUGAUCAAGGAGAACGACACCGUCUUAAUGUCAGGCACAGUCCGUGUCCAAGACGGCCAAGUCUCCCUUCAAUCCGAGCUGCAACACCUGGUAUGCUUUGCUGGUGGCAUGUUCGCUUUGGGAGGGCGUCUGGUCAACAACGCCUCGCAUGUCAACAUCGGACACAAACUCGCAAAUGGCUGCGUUUGGGCGUACAAUCAGUUCCCGACAGGUGUCAUGCCUGAGACGUGCAAUCUGAUCCCAUGCGAAGACGAGACCUGCAAGUGGGACGCGGCGAAAUGGCACAUGGCUGUAUCAGAACAUGCCUCAUCUAUGGACAAACGAAACAACACUCGCGCCAGCGACAUCAUCCGAGCUGAACGGCUACCAACCGGAAUCGCUUCAAUCCCAGACAAACGCUACCUGCUCCGUCCCGAAGCCAUAGAAAGCGUCUUCAUCUUGUACCGCAUCACAGGCAACCAAACGCUCCAAGAGAACGCCUGGGAUAUGUUCAGAUCCGUCUACUUCCGAACACAGACGCCUCUAGCCAAUGCAGCGAUGAAGGACGUCACCAACACAACCACACCUACACCCAAGGAAGACAGCAUGGAGAGUUUCUGGACGGCUGAGACUCUGAAGUACUUCUACUUGACGUUCGCAGACCCGGAGUACAUUAGUCUUGAUGACUAUGUCUUCAACACUGAGGCGCAUCCUUUCAAGAGGCCUGUUCCGAAGUUCACUAAACAGACUAAGAACAGCGGCUGGCACUGGAAGUGGAAGUAG